Molecule: messenger RNA, 1005 nt
Organism: Hansenula anomala
Lineage: Eukaryota; Fungi; Ascomycota; Saccharomycetes; Phaffomycetales; Wickerhamomycetaceae
Exons: 1
Coding region: 1-1005 (334 amino acids)
Source: RefSeq, a predicted model, not a curated record
AUGUUUACAUUGAACUAUUGGAUCCAAUACUACACUACUCUCCCAUUUACACUUCUAUACAACUUUGUGGUCAGGAACAAGACUUUCAAUUAUGGCUUGAACAAGUUGCGUUGGAUCGCCAAAACUGGUAGUUAUUUGGACGUUAGACAGAACUUGAAUGAGAAGGAGUUAAAAGAUAUACUAGCGUUAUUGAAAAAGAAUGAAUUUCCAGAGAUUUCAAAUGAAGAGUAUACAUCAAAAGCCAGAUGGAUUAUCAAAUCAAAGAAUUUAACAAAAGAUUCACCAAUCUUGUUUUUCAUUCAUGGUGGUGGGUUUACUUUAAAAGCUCAAAAAUCUCAAAUUAGAUCAACAAUUAAAACUUACAGAGCCCUACAUAAUGAAGAUUUAUCCAUCCUAUUGAUUGAUUAUCAAGUUGCCCCUGAAUCUAGAUUCCCAACUCCAAUUGAAGAAGUGUUUUAUGUCUAUCACAAACUAACUGAACAAGAUGGUUAUAAAAACAUCAUCAUUAUGGGUGAUUCUGCAGGUGCAAAUCUAGCUUCUCUAGUUUUAUAUCAAGUUCAAAAUAAACUAGAAAAUUUUUUAAAAUUGAAAGUUAAACCAAAUGCUGCCGUACUAUUAUCACCUUGGGUUGAUUUAGCUGCUGAAAAGAAAGGCUCUUUCAUCAAGAAUGAACAAUUUGAUUAUAUUUCAUACGAAGCUGUCCGUUAUUGGGGGUCACUAUACACUUCUGAACCUGAAAAUCCAUUAGCAUCUCCACUGAAACUUGCUAAAUGGGAGGGCGCCUUGCCAAACAAAGUGUUUUACCAAUAUGGUGAUGGUGAAGUGUUGUUAGAUAUGAUUGAAGCUUUCAAAGAUAAAAUCGGUGUCCAAUCAAAAGAUGUUCACAUUGAACCAAACGGUACUCAUAUUCAUCAAUUUGUCAACUAUUCAAAGUAUUCACAAGAAAAAUUUGAAACAACUCCAUUCUGUAACAAUUUAGUUGCAUUUUUGAAGACAGUUGUAUAG